GAAGUUGGGCAGAUCAGCUGACCGCUUGGUUGAUGGUCUGGCUUAGGGGUUGUUGGUCAUGGCCUCCAUCCUGGAAGAGUAUGAGGAUUCCUUAUCUCGGGCAUACUUUCCGAACACGACCAGAACCUCGGACAUACGGCACUCCGGCUACAUUAAUGCUCGUCUAGAAAAAGAAACGCCUAUCUUCAAUAAGCAGAGGAUCAAUUUUACACCACCGGAAAACAUUAACAGCCUUGUCGUGUGCAGUAACCAACUAUGCAUGAGCUUGGGAAGAGAAACAAUUCUCAGAAUAGACUUGGUGAAGGCAGAUCAACCCAAUCAAGUAGAGUUGGGGCGCAAAGAUGAAACCAGAGUGCAUAAAAUCUUUUUGGAUCCCACAGGUUCUCAUCUCCUGAUUGCUCUUAACACGAACGAAUGCCUUUAUCUGAAUCGCAAUGCACAAAAAGCGAGGGCUCUUUCUAGGUGGAAGGGCCACUUGAUUGAAUGUGUUGGAUGGAACAGGUUUUUGGGCAACGAAACAAGCACAGGCCCCAUUCUAGUGGGGACAAUACAGGGACAAAUUUAUGAGGCGGAAAUAUCUGCCAGUGAAGGAGGUCUUUUCAGUACAAAUCCCGAUCAAUAUUUUCGACAUAUUCACACUCUGGAAGAAGAGCUGGGACCUGCUCCGGUUUGCUGUUUGGAAAUUAACCGUGGCUUUGAAAACCGUUUUUGUGUCAUUUCUACCACUGCAAAAAGACUUUUCCAGUUUGCUGCUAAAAUACCAGAGGGAACUGAGCCACAAGGAUUUUCAUCCCUUUUUAGUCAACCUGCAGAUGACCUUCCCAGCAUCCAGGAGUUCCCAGGAAGCCUUGGCUAUAGUGAAAUAGCUUUCUAUACUCCGAAACUUCGCUCCUUCCCGGGUUCUUUUGCUUGGAUGAUGGGAAAUGGAGUUCUUUAUGGCAACUUAGAUUUUUCUAGGCCAGACUCUGUAUUAACUGAUGUCCAGGUUUGGGAAUAUUCUUCCAAUAAUGAGAAGCCGAUGUCUAUUGUUCUCACUCAGUUUCACUUUCUACUCCUGAUGCCUGAUCGGGUAAAAGCUAUUUGCACGUUAAAUGGACAAGUUGUUUUCGAAGACAUUUUUACAGAGAAAUUUGGCCCUCUAAGAAGGAUGGUGAAAGACCCCAUGUUAGGCCAGAUUUGGAUUCAUACAGAAAGGGCGGUAUUCCGAUACCAUGUGGAACGAGAAACAAGGGAUGUCUGGAAGAUGUACAUGAAUAUGGAAAAGUUUGAUCUGGCUAAAGAGUUUUGCAGGGAUCGUCCUGAUUGUAUGGAUAUCGUGCUUGCAAAAGAGGCUGAACAUUGCUUUCAGAACAAGAAGUACAAAGAAAGUGCCAAAUGUUAUGCCCUCACACAAAACUACUUUGAAGAAAUAGCUCUCAAAUUUAUUGAAGCCAAACAAGAGGAUGCGUUGAUGGAGUUUUUACUCAGAAAACUGGCAAACUUGAAGUUGUCUGAGAAAAUACAAGUCACUCUACUGACCACUUGGUUGACAGAACUAUAUUUGAAUCGUCUUGGAGUGCUUGGAAAUGACGCGUCUAAAAAAAGUCAAUAUCUGAAAACUCGCGAUGAGUUCCGUUCUUUCCUCAGCAGCCAGAGAAACAAAGAAUGUCUCUUCAAUAAUCGUGCCUCCAUACAUGAUCUGUUAGCCAGUCACGGGGAUACGGAACACAUGGUUUACUUUGCCGUGCUAAUGCAAGACUAUGAGAGGGUGGUUUCACAUCAUUGCCAGCAUGAUGAUUAUGAUGAGGCCCUCAAUGUUUUAACAAAGCACAGAGAUGAGAAACUUUUUUACAAGUUUUCGCCUGUACUUAUGCAGCAUAUCCCCGAGAAAGUGGUAGACUCUUGGAUCACCAUGGGAAAAAGAUUAGAUCCAAAAAACCUCAUUCCAGCGCUUGUUAACUACAGCCAGAGUGCUGGAACACAGAUCAAUGAAGCUAUAAGAUACAUGGAGUUCUGUGUGGAAGAGCUCAAAGAAACUGAACAGGCGAUCCAUAAUUAUCUUCUUUCUCUUUAUGCACAAUUCCGCCCCAAUUCCCUUCUCUCCUACCUAGAAAGGGCUGGCACGAACCCGAGUAGAAUUCACUAUGACCUCAAGUAUGCACUUCGACUUUGCGCAGAGCACGAACACCACCAUGCAUGUGUCCAUGUCUACCGGGUAAUGGAGAUGUAUGAAGAAGCUGUGGAUCUAGCGUUAAAGGUGAGUGUGGAUUUGGCAAAGUCAUGUGCGGAUUUACCGACCGAGGAUGAGGAGCUAAAGAAGAAAUUGUGGCUGAAAAUAGCUCGUCAUGUGGUGCAAGAAGAAAAGGAUGUCAAGAAAGCCAUGGUUUGCCUUUCUAGUUGUAACCUUCUUAAAAUUGAGGACAUUUUGCCGUUCUUUCCUGAUUUUGUGACCAUUGACCAUUUCAAAGAAGCAAUCUGUAGUUCCCUGCAAGACUACAAUCAGCAUAUUGAAGAGCUGAAGAGAGAGAUGGAGGAUGCCACGCAGAGUGCAAAACGCAUACGGGAAGACAUGCAGGAGAUGAGGAACAAGUAUGGCUCAGUAGAUCCACAAGACAAAUGCACAGUCUGUGACUUUCCAUUGUUAAAUCGACCAUUUUAUCUCUUCCUUUGUGGGCACAUGUUCCACUAUGACUGCCUUAUUCAGGUGGUUGUACCCAAUCUCCCUGCCUAUAAGCAGAUCAAGCUGGAUGACCUACAAAAGAAGAUGGUAACUGCAGCUCAGCAUUCAAAGAGUCACUCCCACACAAAAGAUGAGGAUUCAAUAAGCCUGGGAAAAGGACAGCAAUCCAGUGAACAGAUAAAGGCUGACAUUGAUGAUAUUGUCGCAGCAGAGUGUGCCUACUGCGGUGAACUCAUAAUACGUUCAAUUGACAAACCUUUUAUAGACCCUCAAAAGUAUAAGGAGGAAAUGUUAAGUUGGCUGUAGGAGUAAAAACUACAAUUACUAUUAAUGUUUUCAAGAAUGAAAGACCAGGGCUAAAACAGCUGUUCAAUUCUACAUUAAUAAAAUGUAAAC
Spea bombifrons (plains spadefoot toad) is the source of this 3055-nucleotide messenger RNA. RefSeq names its product VPS18 core subunit of CORVET and HOPS complexes (gene VPS18). The record is from RefSeq and is a predicted model, not a curated record. The transcript is spliced from 5 exons. Gene Ontology annotation, cellular component: endosome; HOPS complex. NCBI's taxonomy places the organism in Eukaryota, Metazoa, Chordata, Amphibia, Anura, Pelobatidae. Bases 59 to 2965 code for a protein of 968 amino acids. Gene Ontology annotation, molecular function: protein-macromolecule adaptor activity. Gene Ontology annotation, biological process: organelle fusion; intracellular protein transport; endosome to lysosome transport.